Messenger RNA from Zasmidium cellare ATCC 36951, 2205 nucleotides. RefSeq lists its product as uncharacterized. Lineage: Eukaryota; Fungi; Ascomycota; Dothideomycetes; Mycosphaerellales; Mycosphaerellaceae. The transcript has a single exon. The record is from RefSeq and is a predicted model, not a curated record. Gene Ontology annotation, biological process: TORC2 signaling. Gene Ontology annotation, cellular component: TORC2 complex. The coding region runs from base 1 to 2205 and encodes 734 amino acids.
AUGCCAGGCCACCGGGCGCGACAGCAUAGCCAAGGCUUCUUCGAGCCCUCUCUGCCACAUGCCACUGCCAAUGCAAGUGGACUGAGUGCGUCACAAAUCGCUGCUCAAGCGGCUAUGCAUCAUAUUUCACCACCGGCCUCCACAGUCAGUAAUGAACGCAAGCGGUCAUAUCCGGGUCUGGCUCCGAUCAACACUUCAGGCCCAGCAGGCAGUCGACGACCGAGCGACCAUGGAAGCCCACAGAUUUCUAUGGGGGCCGGUCUCCCAUACAGCAAUGGCACUGUUGGGGGCAAUCGCUUGGCUGCCGCGACCGCUGCGAAUGUUGCAUUCCCAAAUGGCAGAAGUCCACUUCCUUCGCCGGGUAUGCCUCCACCGCCAUCGACACUAGGCCCUCCGCCUGAAAAGGAGCCUAAGCCGAAAAGCUCGAAGAUGAAGCUUUUCAAACCCAAAAACAUUGCCCUGUCAAAGGAUAAAGAAGCCAAAGUCGGCCCCGUCUUGCCAUCUCCGGGUAAAACGCCCUCAACAUCGAACUUUCUCCGCGGUGGAUUCCCGAACGCUUCAACUACGAGUCUCUUGGAUCAGAGUUCGGCUGCGAGCUCUUUAUACUCAUCAGCCAAUGUCUCCACGUCUACGCUUGUGCCCACGAUUUCUGAGAAGGACAAGGAGAAACGACAUCACUUCUUGUCAAGACAGAAACACAAACUUCGCGAUGAGCCUGCUCAACUACCACUCUCCUCAGCACACUCGAAUUCACAGGCGACAAAUCCUGACAAACCGCAGCCCCUAUACUCCUUUACCCCGGAUUCGCCUGGACCUGGCGCUUUUGCGAAAUCCAUGUCCGGAUUUGACCUCAGGCAUGGUGGCAGAGCUUUGAGAGAGAAGAAAAAGGAGGAGAAAGCUGCGGCUGCGGCUGCUAAUUUGAGCUUGACUCAAGUCACAUCAAACACAUCUGUGGGAACGUCUGAUCAAUACCUUGGGCCUAGUAGCUACGAUCCCAGCUUCUCAGGACCACCAUCUGGGAAUGCGAGCGUCUUCUCUUUCCCCUCUGAGACGACAUUACCUGUGACCGCACAGGCAUUCAGCAAUAUUGGGGCUCAAAUGGGCUUACCUGGAAUUGGACCGGAUGAUGCCUGGCCUCUUCUAAAAGCGCGACUGCUUAAUCUCUUCUCUGGGGAAAGCUUGCGGACCCCGAUCGAGGACUUCAACGCUCUCGUGAGUGUACACGUUCGAAGAUGCAUCCAGCGGAGAUCCCCAAUUGUGCUGGUUGAAGAUGUGAGGGAACUCCUGCAAACUGGCUUCAGCUCUCUUGCUCAGACUUUGAGAGGUGUGCCGGAUGAGAGACUCGUCACAAAUCUGGUCGAGAUGUGGAUAGGGGUAUAUGGUGCCAUAUUGCCGUUUUUGCAGGCGGUCUUUCUACCUUUGGAGCUGGAAUUCAAAGGCCGCGGUACUGUCAUGACGCAACGAGAGGCACAGGAAUUCUGGGGCGCGAUCCCAGAGUCGCUGAAAUCAGAUGAGCGACCGACUUCUGCUGGGGGAUCACAACGACUCCCAAAUAUGGCGGAUGAGCUCGAAGUAAGGCGCAUUACUUUGAUUGCUUUCAGGGACACUGUGAUCAUCCCAAAGCAUGAAAGUCUGAUGAAUAUCUUCAGCCGCUUGUCGCUGGAAAGUCUGAAUGCUGGAGUCACGCCUGAAAAUACCACCAAAGGACGAGAACACGCUCGAAGCGAUCCAGCAACGACAGGCGCAGAACGACCAGGGACUGCAGGCAGUCUCAGUCCGAGGCUCAGCAGUUUCAACUCACAAGGUUCGACAUUGCUGGAUGCGGCGAGCACUUCAUCUGGAGGUGCGAUGAGCCUUGCCAGCCGAAGCAGAGCCACUUCAAACACAUCAGCUGGCAGCUUUGGUACCAGCAUGCCACAUCUGAGCUCUCCUCUGGCAGGACCAGGCUCAUUCAGCGUGACGAGUCAACCUCAAGCAUCUCCGGUGGCGCUCACUGAUCCGGCAAAAGUCACAGAGACUGUAGCCAGGAUGUUGCAAUGUCUGUACGUCCUCGCAUCAUGCCAGACUGGAGAUGUAGCUCAGGGCAAUGUCGAGCGACUUACAGGAGCGUUAAAGUACAAUUGGCUAGGACGGGGUCGCACGGGACGAGAUAGGAGAGGCUGGGUUGGAAUGAAAGGACAGAGAGUUGGACUAGUAGGUGCGUAG